GGCAAGAUGGCUCCCCAAGAGAAGUGACGCUCUCCAGACUUCGGCUCCGAGUGCUUCCACUCCAAAUCCUGCAAAAUAGCAACAUGGAGAGCUUGAAUUUGGACCGGAACAAGCUGAAACACCUCACGGGGAUUUCCAAACUCUGCAACUUGAAAAGGCUGAUUUUGUCUAAAAACAAUGUUACAGAUUUCCCAGAGGAAAUCAGGAACUUGGUCCAUCUGGAGAAGCUGGAACUCAAUCAGAACCAAAUCCGGGUUAUCCCAGAAGGUGUCUUUUCCUGUUUGCAAAAGUUGAAACAUCUCCGGCUGAACAACAACCGCUUAGAUGGCCUUCCCGAGGACCUGGCAGCCUGCAGUGGCGGUCUCCAGUACCUCAACCUAUCCAACAACCUGUUCCAAGCCAUCCCUUUGGUGGUCUUGGAGCUGAAAAGCCUGCAAGAGUUCUACGUGCAGAAUAACAUGCUGCGCCGGCUUCCCAUGAAGCUGUUCACAGAACUCCCGCUGAAAGCAUUCAAAGUCAGCGGGAACCCACUGAGGGAGCCUCCGUACGAAGUCUGUGCUGGAGGCAUCAGGCAGAUCAUCGGCUACUUCAGCCAGCUCCAGCACUGCCAGGCAGAGGAGGAGAGGCGAAUCAAGACCAUGUUCCUGGGCACAGCCUUAGCCGGGAAGUCAACCAUUUGCAGAAGCUUGAAGCAAAGGCAAAUUGUUCAACUGCCGGAGGAAGGGCGGACAGUUGGGAUUGAUAUUAGCGAGUUCCACAUCCAAGGCUUCAGCUUUCUCUUUUGGGACUUUGCUGGCCAGUUGGAAUACUAUAUGACCCACCACAUGUUCAUCACCCCACAGGCACUGGUCAUCCUGGUCAUUAACCUCCAGCAGUACCAGUUUAACAAUGACUCCUUUGAGGAACUCGUUGGAUUUUGGAUCAACAACCUCUUCAUGAGAGUGCCGAACUCUGUGAUCCUUCCCGUGGGAACUCACAUAGAUGCCUGUGGUGUGGGGGAGGUUGAAGAAAAGAAAGAGGACAUCAUGUGCAAGAUCCAGGCUAUGCUGGAGGAGAGAAAGGCCAACUUAGCCCAUCUCAUUGCUAACCUGGAGGAUAAUGAAGAAUCUGAGUUCUAUGUGGACCAGUGGAAUAGACUGAAGGAAAUGGAGAACUUUACCCUUACGAUUUUAGACCUUGUCCCAGUCAAUUGCAUGGAUUAUCAGGAUAUUAAGACCCUUGAAGGCAUCAUUUUGGAGCAUGUCAAGAAUGAAGAAAUAUUCCCCAAUGUUAUCCAAGUGCUUCCUCCGAUCUAUAAACACGUAGAAGCUGCAAUUGUGGAUGUUGUGCAAAAAAGUGAAGAGGUGGCCGAGCAUGGCAAGUAUCCUGAGCCUGAGCAUCUUUACUCUGAAGUUAGUCUCACUGUGUCCAGUAGAAUCUGCUUCUUAGGAAAUAUUCUGAGACUGGCCGGCUCGGUUGGAUCUCUCACAGUAGCUAUCAACAGGUCUUGUUCUGAUCCUUUAGGUAUAGUGGAUCUCGGUCUCUUACAUAGUGAGCUUUCCUGCCGGGAUCACUUGACCCACUUGGAUGGAGAACUUCUGCGCGACAUCCUGCGAUACCUUCACCGGAUUGGACUAAUUGUAUGGUAUGAAGAGGUCAAGCAGCUGGAAAGCACAGUGUUCCUACAUCCAGCCAUUCUGAUAACCGUUUUCAAAACUCUUGUCCGGUAUGGCCUGAAGCAGCAGCUGGAGAGCAUUUCUGUGGACAUCUUGAUAGGAGAACAUGCCACCCUCCGAGACCGGGCCACCUGGGUGUGGACCUUUAAGACGAAGGCCAUGCUGUCCCAGAAAGCCAUGCGUGCUUUGCUCAAGCAUCAGCUCUACUUGGAGGGCAUGAGGGAUGUCUUUGAGGAAAUGGUGGGCAGCAGAUUCCAGAAGGGGAAGCUCUUCACCUUGCUGGAGCACUUUGAGAUCUGCCUGGAGGUUCGAAAUGUGGAGGGACUAAAUCCUGCAGCUAAAGAAUUUGUGCCCGGGGAGCCAUGGGAUGCUAUGCAAGGCCCUGAGGAGGACGCACACUACUUAUUUCCCACCUAUCUCAACCGGACUGAGGAGGUCUCAGCAACGUGGGGAGGAGAUCACGUGGAGGACCUUCAGAUCCGCUUGUACUUUUCCCCUGAGAUACCAGAGGGCUUCUUCCAAAGACUCAUGGUGAAAGCUUGCUCCUUUUUCUCAACACACUGGGUUGCAAAAGCGAUAUGCCUGCUCAUAUGCAGUGGCAAACCUUUACUGAUCAAAGCAAACAGCCAAAAAGGAUAUAGCUAUAUUGAACUCAGGUGCAGAAAACCAGCCGACAGAGGAGGAUUCCAGUUAGUGUGGGACUUCAUCAUGACAAUAAUCUUCAUCAACCAUAAACUCUUGGAGGAGUGGCCUGGACUCCACCUUUGUGUAAAGGCACCUUGUCGGACAGCUGGAUGUCCUGCCGAAUUUGUCUGGCCAGAUGUGGAUGGCAAGAGCACAGUGACCAAAGAAGAAAUUAAAACAUGUGGAAUUUGUGCACAUCGGUUUGAAACGGAGCUGCUGUUACCCAAAGUCCCAAGCGAACAAAGCACCCCUCAGGUUCCUGCACAGUAUUACAUCACCAGCUAUGGGAACGCUGCCUUUGGAUCCAGCACGGUCCACGUGGAGAGCAAGAAUAUCAUCGACAAAUGACAACAGCCAUGUAAGACAACUCACUGGCCAAAAUCUUUCCUGAAGUGCUGUG
Molecule: messenger RNA, 2739 nt
Organism: Elgaria multicarinata webbii
Lineage: Eukaryota; Metazoa; Chordata; Lepidosauria; Squamata; Anguidae
Product: malignant fibrous histiocytoma-amplified sequence 1-like
Exons: 10
Coding region: 84-2687 (867 amino acids)
Molecular function (GO): protein binding
Source: RefSeq, a predicted model, not a curated record